AAAAUGGAAUAAACAACUCGGAGGAACCAGAGCGCGAGAGAGCGAGUGGAGGCAGAAUUUAAAAAUAAACCGGCCCCUCCGCCUUCCCCACCCGCUUGCCGCUGCCGCUCCCUGUUCCCCUGCCCGCGCCCUCGAAGUCCCCGUCUGGGCCCGCGCGCCCACCCCGUCGUCCCGCGCGGCCCCUUUAAGAAAAGAGAACGAGAGAGUGAGUGAGAGAAUCCCAACUCUCCCCCUACCCUCCCUCCUUCUACCCCCUCCUCCCUCCCCUCUCCCCUCCCCCUUCUCCCCGGGCGGCUCCGGCUCCCGCAGCGGGACAGACCCACCCGCCCAGGCUUUUAUCCGGCACCGGCAGCGUCUUCCUUUCCUCCCCCGUCUAUGGUGGCGGCGGCGGCGGCGGCUCCUCGGGCGGCGGCGGAAGACGAGGCUGCGGCGUUGCCAUGAACAGUGGCGGCGGCCUCCCGCCCACCUCGGCCGCCGCCUCCCCUUCCUCCUCCUCGCUGGCGGCGGCGGUGGCGGUGGUGGCCCCGCCGGGGGUCGGGGGUGUCCCCGGCGGGGCGGCGGUAGGAGUGAAGCUGAAGUACUGCCGCUACUACGCUAAGGAUAAGACUUGCUUCUACGGGGAGGAGUGUCAGUUCCUGCAUGAGGACCCUGCCGCCGGGGCUGCCCCGGGCCUCGGCCUCCAUAGCAACAGCGUCCCCCUGGCUCUGGCUGGUGCACCCGUGGCCGGCUUUCCGCCGGGAGCCGUCGCGGGCGGGGGAGCUGGGCCGCCCCCCGGGCCCAAGAAGCCGGACCUGGGGGACCCGGGGACCGGAGCCGCAGCCGGCGGAGGAGGCAGCAGCGGGGGACUCGAUGGACCGCGCCUGGCAAUUCCAGGAAUGGAUGGAGGUGCUUUAACUGAUACAAGUCUCACAGAUUCCUAUUUUAGCACCAGCUUUAUUGGAGUCAAUGGAUUUGGAAGCCCUGUAGAAACAAAAUAUCCCCUGAUGCAGAGAAUGACUAAUAGUAGCAGCUCCCCAAGCCUUCUAAAUGACAGUGCCAAGCCAUAUUCAGCCCAUGAUCCUCUAACAUCACCUGCUUCAUCCUUGUUUAAUGACUUUGGUGCCCUCAACAUCUCUCAGAGACGAAAGACACCAAAUCCUACUGCAAGCGAGUUUAUUCCUAAAGGAGGAUCAACCUCCAGGCUGAGUAACGUGUCCCAGUCAAAUAUGUCUGCCUUCUCUCAAGUUUUCUCUCACCCAUCCAUGGGAAGCCCUGCUACUGCUGGAUUAGCGCCAGGAAUGUCGUUGUCUGCUGGGUCUUCCCCUCUUCAUUCCCCCAAGAUUACUCCACAUACUUCUCCUGCUCCCAGAAGAAGAAGUCACACUCCAAAUCCAGCAAGUUACAUGGUGCCUUCUAGUGCCUCUACAUCUGUUAAUAAUCCUGUUUCUCAGACUCCGUCUUCUGGUCAGGUGAUCCAAAAGGAAACUGUUGGUGGGACGACUUACUUCUAUACAGACACAACUCCAGCACCUUUGACUGGAAUGGUGUUUCCAAACUAUCAUAUUUAUCCUCCAACUGCACCUCACGUUGCUUAUAUGCAACCGAAAGCAAAUGCACCUUCCUUCUUCAUGGCUGAUGAACUCCGACAGGAGCUGAUCAACAGACAUUUAAUAACAAUGGCUCAAAUUGAUCAAGCAGAUAUGCCAGCAGUUCCUACAGAGGUUGACAGCUACCAUAGCCUAUUCCCUCUAGAACCACUGCCACCUCCCAACCGGAUACAGAAAUCAAGUAAUUUUGGGUAUAUUACGUCUUGCUACAAAGCUGUAAAUAGCAAAGAUGAUCUGCCAUAUUGCCUUCGGAGGAUACAUGGUUUUCGUCUUGUUAACACAAAGUGCAUGGUGUUGGUCGACAUGUGGAAGAAAAUUCAACACUCAAAUAUCGUAACUUUGCGCGAAGUAUUUACCACUAAAGCAUUUGCUGAGCCCUCUCUUGUGUUUGCAUAUGAUUUCCAUGCUGGAGGAGAAACUAUGAUGAGCAGACACUUUAAUGACCCUAAUGCUGAUGCCUACUUCACCAAGAGAAAGUGGGGUCAGCACGAUGGACCAUUGCCCAGGCAGCAUGCUGGAUUAUUGCCAGAAUCUCUUAUUUGGGCAUAUAUUGUCCAACUAAGUUCUGCAUUGCGUACCAUUCAUACAGCAGGUUUGGCAUGUCGAGUUAUGGAUCCAACAAAGAUUCUGAUAACUGGCAAAACAAGGUUGCGAGUAAAUUGUGUUGGAGUUUUUGAUGUUUUAACAUUUGAUAACAGUCAAAAUAAUAAUCCAUUGGCAUUAAUGGCCCAGUACCAGCAAGCAGAUCUGAUAUCAUUAGGAAAAGUUGUGUUGGCUUUGGCUUGCAACUCUUUGGCAGGAAUUCAGCGAGAGAAUUUACAGAAAGCCAUGGAACUGGUGACAAUCAACUAUUCCUCUGACCUGAAGAAUCUGAUUUUGUAUUUGUUGACUGACCAAAACAGGAUGCGAAGUGUAAAUGACAUCAUGCCCAUGAUUGGUGCUCGAUUUUAUACUCAAUUGGAUGCUGCUCAAAUGAGAAAUGAUGUCAUAGAGGAAGACCUUGCAAAGGAGGUUCAAAAUGGAAGACUGUUUAGGCUCCUAGCAAAAUUGGGAACAAUCAAUGAGAGGCCGGAGUUUCAGAAGGAUCCCACUUGGUCAGAGACUGGAGACCGUUAUCUGUUGAAACUCUUUAGGGAUCAUCUUUUUCAUCAGGUGACAGAAGCAGGUGCUCCCUGGAUUGACCUCAGUCAUAUAAUUUCUUGUCUUAACAAGCUAGAUGCUGGUGUGCCAGAAAAAAUAAGCCUGAUUUCCAGAGAUGAGAAGAGUGUACUUGUGGUGACCUACAGUGACUUAAAGCGCUGCUUUGAAAAUACUUUUCAAGAACUGAUUGCAGCUGCAAAUGGUCAGUUGUAGUAUUUGCUAAAAAAGCACGCAGGACAUGGCUAAAGACCUUAACCAAUAGCAAAUUGCACUACAGCUGAACUUUUCAUCAUCUCAUUCACAUUUGGGAAACGAACAGGAGAUGAGCAAAGCUGCUUGCACUUCAGUCAGGUACACUGUUACUUGAAAGGAAGAAUGUUUCACUUACCCAAGAGCUAUGGCUGCCAUUGGAGGCUGUUAUCUGUGAAGAAUUUAUUUUAGAUUUAGGAGCACCAUCAGGUGAAUGAUGUUCCUGCUUUUGUUUUUUCCACUUGUAUAUGCACUAAUUUUAAUUUUUUAAAGACUUUUUCUGAUCUUUGAACUUUUGCCACAUUGUAUACUUAUAAUGGGAAACUUUGCAAGGACAUUUUUGGGAAGCAAUGCUGGGCAGCGUUUUUGCCAUUGAGGGUUGCAGAAUUUGCUCUUUUUGGGACGGGUUGCCCUGAAUAACAUUACAGACCAGGUAAAUAAUUUCAUAGAAGUUCAGUAUAGUACGUAAUUCUUGUAAGAGUAUUGUAUGCAAGCUCUCUGUAUGCCACCCACUGUUAGUUCAAAUUGAGAUUUUUGUUUUGUUUUGUUCUUAAGAACAUACCAAGAAAGUACCAGUGAAUUGUUGGAUAUGAAUUCCCUGUUAGUUGAUUUAAAUCCUUUCUGAAUAAAGAUCAGAUAAACAGUAACUGAAGGAGCAUGUAUAGCUCUUUCCUUCAAAUUCAACUAGAGCCUUUUUAAAAAGACAUUUGCCUGCUAGUCAGAUACAUUUACAUUUAUGCAAAUUUUUUAAAUAGGAGAAAAUUAAGAAAUUGUGUUAAAGGCCUAAAGUUCAGGUGUAUAUUACUUUAGGUUCUUUGCAGUUUGUUGUUUUUUGUUUUUUUUUUUUGGGGGGGCGGGAGGGAGGUUUAUGAAGUUCUGCUCUUUGAACCACAGCUUUAUUAUGGUCCUUUACACUGGAGACAGACACAGAGACACUGUUCAGAAGAUGAACUAAACUCAGCAGUGGUCUGGUAUCAAGAGCUUUCUGAUGUUUUACAGCCUGAAUUUGGAGGGAUAACGAUCUGCUGUGCCUUUGCAGUCACUGCUUAGCCCAAAGUAAUAGUACUUUUGAUAAUAACUCACUCUGUGCGAUAUUCCUGAAUAAGUCCAUCUCAAAAGUUUGGAGUUUUCGUCCUCUUAACUUUCUUAAUAUUUGGACAUGCAGUUGUCGCCAAACUUGGGUAUUCAUGGAAUUUCUAGUAAAUGAAAUACCUAUACUUUGAUACUGAAGACUGCCAAAUACAUAGGAAUUUUCUUUCUUAAAAAACAGUAAUGAAGACUAUAUCUCCUUUCCCAGCACUGAAUAUUUUACUAGCACUGGGUGCUCACCAUGCAACUGAAGAAAAUGUGGAAACUCAAAAGGUCAGGACAGACUUCCAAGCACUUGCAACUGAUGUUACUGUCUUCAAUUUUAAUAAUUACACAUAUUUGUAUAUUUCAGAGAAGUUUUUAAUAUUUCUCUGUCCACUUUUUAUAAGCUUUAAAAUGAUAUUCUCUGCCUUGAGAUUUGCAUCAAGAAAAAGCACCUCUCUUCACCUGAAAGCUUUGAAGACUAGAGACACGCUUUACACGUUUUAACAAGUAUAUUGAGUCCACGUUUGGUAGCAUCAGUUGUUGAGUUAAAAAGAAAAUUAUUGCAUUUGAUCUGGAUGGAUUUUAAAAGAAUAUAAUGUUCAAUAUUAAAAGGAUAAUUAACAUUUGCCACCAUAAUGUUCUUUUUUAUGUAAAAAGAAGAACUUGGAGACAUUAACAUGAAAAAGUCUUUUAUCAUUAGCUCAUGUAUUUGAGGAAGAGCAGCUGUCUUUUUAUAUGUUUUUUGACAAAUCAUAUUGUAUUCUUUUGUACAAAAAAGAACUACUUGUAUUCUAGAAGAAAUAUGAAAUGCUUAAUUUAUAAGCGGGCUGGAGAUUUUUUCCAAUAUUGUUUUCUUUGAAAAUGAAAGGGGAUCAUCUAUUUUAGUUUUGGGGUCUGGGAACUUUUUGAAAAUUUAAUUUGUGGACCAAUGUUUUGUGAAAGCUAAAGAGGGCAGGGGUUAAAAUAGGGCUUGAAUUUCUCAUUCUGUAUAGACCAGCAAACUUCCCUGUGCAAGGCAAGUUUACAUCACAAAUCCAAGAAUGUUUGCAUCCUAAAUGCUAGUUUGCUUCAGCCCCUAGUUAACCUCAGGACUUGGUUUGCAUAUAAAAGGUAGACAGCUGAUAUGUUUUCAUGAAUAAAUAUUGUCAGCCAGAAAAGGUUGGUGUCAGGUAAUGCAUAUUUUUUUAAGCUUUGUUUUAUAUUUAUUUUUCAUUUAGUUUUUAUUGGGAAUGGUUUUCAAAGAACUCUCAGUUCUGCCUAGGUGUUUUUGGGGGAGCCCUGUUUUCCAUAGUGUAAUUCCAUUUAAGAGGUUGUCUAAAAGUCUUUUUAAUUAAUAGAAAGAUUUUAAUAUCCAAGAGUAGUCAAAUUAAGGAUAUAAACUUUCCACACCUUCCUGUCGUGACAGAUAAAAGCACAGAAAGGACAACCCUUGAAAUCAUGUAAUGUUGGUCAUUUCAAUAUUUUGUACCUGUUUUAAAUUCUGUUAGUGUAUUUACUUCAUUGUAAAUAUUCUUGAGGGUACCUUUGUAUUUUGCUUUUGACCUUGGUUCUGUGAUUUGGAUGUCAACAACUUCCCUAAAAAGCACCAGUGUGUUAAGUUCUAAUGUCAUGACCCAAUUUGUGUUAUUCAUCUUUAAUCCUGUUUUCAGUCUCUAUGUGUACAGCAGUAUUUUUAAUAAAGAAUUACAGAGAUAAA
Molecule: messenger RNA, 5745 nt
Organism: Pan troglodytes (chimpanzee)
Lineage: Eukaryota; Metazoa; Chordata; Mammalia; Primates; Hominidae
Gene: PAN3
Product: poly(A) specific ribonuclease subunit PAN3
Exons: 18
Coding region: 438-2939 (833 amino acids)
Biological process (GO): nuclear-transcribed mRNA poly(A) tail shortening; protein phosphorylation; mRNA processing
Cellular component (GO): PAN complex; P-body
Molecular function (GO): protein kinase activity; poly(A) binding; metal ion binding
Source: RefSeq, a predicted model, not a curated record